AUGGCAUCUGCAAAAGUUGAUGAGGUACCAGCUGCUCUUCGUGCUCUUAAGGCUGUGAUUUCGGAUGAACUUUCUGCAGUUGUAGAGCCAAUCAUCCGACUUCAACAUGUUCCUGAUCUCGUCGUGCGUGCAGUGGCUUUCUAUCAGCGUCAGCUGUUACAAAAGCUUCAACUUCUUGAUUCUGGAAUUGUGGCCAAUGAUGUUAAACUGGUUUCCCGUUUUCCAGGAAUUGACCGCGGAAGUGUUGCUUUCAAAUCCGAGUGCAACGAGGUUUCUCACUUUCUAAUAGAUUAUCAUCAUGAUGACGCGACCUAUAGAGCAAUGUCUUUAUAUCGCGUACACUUGAUGCAAGCAGUGAGAGGAUUUAAAACUGAAGUCGGGGCAAGUGAUAAGCAGCUAAGUGGAACUGCUGCACAAACCAUUCAAGGCAGAUUUGCUCAGCCAACUGCACUUCAGAAUGCUGCUCUUAAUGCUGCUGCUGAUGCUCAAGAAUGCUCAUCCGGGUGCAUCUGUGGAUGGAGUUCGGAAUCCUAUUCUGAUGCAGUAUGCUUCUUUGAAUGUUGCUGUUUGCUGGAAGUGUGA
This is a messenger RNA of Linum trigynum, 582 nucleotides long. The record is from the annotation of a GenBank genome assembly. Lineage: Eukaryota; Viridiplantae; Streptophyta; Magnoliopsida; Malpighiales; Linaceae.